AUGGCAGUACUGGUGUCUAACGGGGGAGGGGGUUUGACCAUUCGACCCAAGAAAGGCCCAGUCGGGCUGUGGGGACGCUCGGUCGUUGCUUUCCGUCACUCUACACCUUUGGACAGGGGGGUCUCGGGUGGAUGGUCAGGCUGGCCUUCACAGCGCGUGAAUUGGCGACACGGACCUAUAGCCUGGCAUCGGAUAAUAACAGAGGUUCCUGGGGCGAAACGGAUUGUGCCAUUUUCGCCCUCGGGAUUCAGAGCCUCCUGGACAAGGGGGGAGGUCGAUCAAACCUGUGCAAUCUUUGUAUUUUAUGAACUGGGCUGCGGGGCAAAGUCCUGA
Messenger RNA from Phytomonas sp. Hart1, 333 nucleotides. The record is from the annotation of a GenBank genome assembly. Lineage: Eukaryota; Euglenozoa; Kinetoplastea; Trypanosomatida; Trypanosomatidae.